CGAGGGAGGGGGAGUGACAACUACAUCCGGGUCAUGCAGAAGAGGUUGCCGCGGUAGCCAUAUUGCUGAAUGAAAUUAUCUUAGCUCCAAAACAUUAACAGCCGUUUGUCAAUAUCAGUAUUUUAUAUUGCAAACAGUAGAAGCCGUUACAGUAUGUUGCUUUUUAAUAUGACUUAGGAUUCAAGGAACCCACACGGAGAUCUAAGUCCUUAUUAUUGUGUUGAGGCAUAGGAACGGCGUCACGCAAUGCACCAUGGAAGUGGAUCACAGAAUAUGCAACGACAGCUUCAAAAAUCCAAGUCUGUCAGUGGGUCAGAGGCGGAGGAGCAGCAACAGCCAUCCUUGGCAGCUACACAGCAGCAGACAACAGUUGCCCACCCUCAAUCCCCUGUGACCACCUUUUCCUCGGCUGCCAGCCCUUCAGCCCCCCAGUCACCUAAUUAUCAGAUAAUCAUGAGUCGGAGCCCUGUCACAGGACAGAAUGUAAACAUCACAUUACAAAAUGUGGGGCAGAUGGUGACUGCUAACCAGCAGAUUACUCUCACCCCUCUCCCUAUCCAGAAUCCAGCAUCACCUGGUUUUCAGCAUACAGCACCUCAGUGGAGGUUUGAGCAUGGUCCGUCCUCUUAUAUUCAGGUGACAUCACCUGUACCCCAGCCCAUUCAACCACAAAGUCCCACUCAGCAUAGUCCCAUUCCGAUACAAGGUGUAACCAGACCAGGUGCUCCCUCAGGUGCAUUGGGCGUCUGUGGACAAAGUCCAACGCGGUUUGUUGAAGCUGGCAUGUUAGUGCGACAAAUCAAUUUAGGCAGUCCAUCAGGAGGAGGACAUUUUGUCUAUCAGGAAGGGACAGGGUUGGCCCAGAUUGCACCGGCCACAUCUGGCCAAGUACAACUGACUUCUCCUGGAACACCAGGCUCUGUGAGGGAACGUAGGCUUUCUCAGCCUCAUUCUCAGACCGGGGGCACCAUUCACCACCUUGGACCUCAAAGCCCCGUUGCCACUGGUACUAACCUUUCUGCUCUGGGCAACCCUGGCCACAUCACCACUUCAAACCUACCUCCACAAAUCAGCAGUAUCAUUCAAGGACAGUUGGCACGCCCAAUGAUAUUUGAGAAGACUGCACAAGGUGUAGUUGCAGGAGUAGGAAGCACAGCUACAGCAUCAUUCAGCAUACCCUCCUCCAUUCCACCCACCAGCCCAUCCCUCUCCAGUCCACCCCAAGGAGUCCCAAGCAAUCCUCUUACAUCCACCACCAUGACUGUAGGCACAGUGAAAAAACAAGCUGCCAAAAAGUUAGAGGAACUGGCGCCGUCUACUCCAGAGAUUGCCCAGCUGAGAAAACAGUGCUUGGACCACCACACCAAGAAGAUGGAGAGUCUAAAAGAAGUGUUCAAAGAAUACCUGAUUGAACUUUUCUUUUUGCAACACCUUCAAGGAAACAUGAUGGACUAUUUAACUUUCAAGAAGAAGCCUUGUGUUCCUUUGUAUACUUACUUAAGACAGAGUGAUUUGGAUCUUGAGGACGAUGAUGAAGAAGAGGAACAGUCAGAGGUCAUUAACGAUGAGGUAAAAGUUGUUACUGGAAAAGAUGGCCAAGCAGUGACACCUGUUGCCAUAGCAACACAGCUUCCCCCCAAUGUUUCUGCUGCUUUCUCUACUCAGCAGCAGUUUCAGGGACACCAAGGGACUGCUUCUGGCUCCAUUACAAACCCUGGAGACAUGGAUGCUUUUAAGAGACAACAGAGUGCAGUUCAAACAGAUCAGGCUAAGAGGCCCCGGAUUGACGUUGGUCGCCAUGGGCUGAUUUUCCAGCAUCCUGGUGUAGCUCCUUUAGGAUCACCUGGCGUGCCACUCCAGCAGCUUAUGCCGACUGCGCAAGGCGGGAUGCCGCCUACUCCUCAAGCGGUCCAGAUUGCAGGACAGAAACAGAACCAGCAACAGUACGACCCAUCUAAAGGGCCUCCUGUACAGAAUGCUGCAAGCCUUCACACUCCUCCUCCUCAGCUACCUGGCAGGUUGUCUCAAGGUACCCUCCCACUGGCUGGCCUGUCCAUGACACUUUCUCAGCAGGCUCAGUUGGUGGAGAACUCUGCUCCGCCAAGUGGCCAGCUUCAGGCACAGGUGAAGGUGCAGGCUGGAGGGCCUGUCUUGGCCACAGUUAACCCUCACACACAACUCCAGGCCCAGCUGCAACAGCAGAUGCAACCGGGUAUUCAGCUUCAGUUGCAACAACAGUCAACACAAGCCAUUCUGCAGUCAGGACAAGCGACUGUGGCUCUUGCUCGCCCUGUGGUGGACCCAAACCAGACAGUCCAGAGAGUUGUGACCAAUACUGUAGCGACAACAUCCGUGUCUUCUGCUCCUCUGUGUACUCCAAGCUCUGCUCCAGCUUCCCACUCUGCCACUUCUCUUCGUACUCUGAGCUCUAACAUCAGCCCAAGCACCCAGUCUAAAGUGACUGGAACCAAUGGAAUAUCCACAGUUAAAAUAGGUGGCUUUGCUCAAAGCAACAUGCAGUCCUCACAGGAAGGCAGUCAAGAUAAACAAAUUGAGCAAGCCAAGUUGGAAAGUCAAGUGCAUCAGCGCAUAUCCGAGUUGAGGAAGGAGGGCCAGUGGUCUGCUAGUAGACUUCCCAAGCUUGUGGAGGCCUCAAGACCAAAGUCUCAGUGGGAUUAUCUGCUGGAGGAAAUGCAGUGGAUGGCCGCUGACUUUGCACAAGAGAGACGAUGGAAGGAGGCUGCUGCAAAAAAGCUUGUUCGUACAUGUGCCCGCUACCAUCAAGAGCGAGAAAAAAGCGAAGAAAGAUUACUGAAAGAAAGGGAAACUCAUCUUCGUCAUAUUGCCAGCACAGUGGCUCGAGAGGUGGAGUUCUUUUGGUCGAACAUUGACCAGGUUGUAGAAAUCAAACUCCAGUUUGAAAUCUAUGAGAAGAAGCUGAAAGCACUCAGCCUACAAAAAGCCAUGGUGUCCAGUCAGUCCGUAGAAGAAAUGGCCAGUAAAGAGGAAGGGGUCACUCCUGCAAAAAAAUUAAAAUCCAGUUUCAGCUUUGUUGAUGAAGAUGUCACAGAUGAAGAAAGCACCAUUGAGGAGCAGGAGGGUGUAGAAGAGGACGCUGACCACAAAACAGAAUUACUUGACCUUGCCAAAGACGCUGAGAUGCCUUUGGAUUCUCUGAUGAAACAGUACGCUGGUGCCUAUGCAGACGGCUUUGAAUGGCCUCAGCCUGGUCUGAACAGUGAUGAAGAUGACAUGGAAGAGACUCAAGAAAUGGAAUGUACGUCAGCCAGCCCACAUGAGGCUGUUUUGAUCGACUCCCUCCUUAGUGUAGACCAGUAUCAUGGCUCUGACAAGUCUGCGUCCUCUGACUCUGGGAAGCCCGGCAGAGACAUCGCUGAAGUGGCUGCUUCCACAGAACUUAUCUUGCCUAAGGGGAGCUUCAGAACAACUUCAUCAAACCGUAGUUCUGCACCAUUUUUAUUGCAUGGAAUGCUGCGGGAUUAUCAACAAGUUGGGGUGGAUUGGCUGGUGAACCUUUACAAGAAACACCUCAAUGGCAUUUUAGCUGAUGAAACAGGACUUGGGAAGACUGUACAAACAGUAGCUUACAUGGCCCAUUUAGCAGGUCAAGAAGGUAUUUGGGGGCCUCAUCUUGUUGUUGUGAGAACAUGCAAGUUGCUUAGUUGGGAGUUGGAGUUCAAGCGCUGGUGUCCUGGCCUCAAGAUUCUCCUCUACCUUGGAAAUGGAAAGGAGCGCAGAUCUAAGAGAAUGUGGUGGGAUGAGCCCAAUGGCUUCCAUGUAUGUCUGACAUCUUACAAGCUUUUCAUGAAAGACCAGAGUCACUUUCUGAGGAAAAAAUGGAGGCAUCUGGUUCUGGAUGAGGUGCAGCUCAUCAAAAACACAGCAGAGAAACACUGGGAAGUGAUCCUUGCCCUCAGAAGUGAGCAGAGGAUCCUUCUCAUCAACAAUCCUCUACAGAACACUCUCAAAGAGUUGUGGACCAUGAUCCACUUCCUGUUGCCAGGAAUCACCAGGCCGUACUCCGACUUUCCUGUUAAGGCAGGGACAGACCAAAACCAAGAUUACUGCCACAAACUGGUCAUCCGCUUACACAGGGUAAUCCAACCAUUCAUCCUGAGACGCUCUAAAAGGGAUGUGGAGAAACAACUUCCAAAAAAGUAUGAACACAUCCUGAAAUGUCGUCUGUCCAACAGACAGAAGAGCCUCUAUGAGGACAUCCUCACUCAACCAGGGGCUCAGGAAGCACUGAAGACCGGUCAUUUUGUCAGCGUCCUUCAGGUUCUGAUGCAGUUACAGCGAGUCUGUAAUCACCCAGAGCUGGUGGCUCCCAGAGAAACAAGCAGCUCCUAUUCCUGUUCUUCUCUGGAAUAUAAUGUUCCAUCACUGGUGCUGGAUGCUAUUGAGAAAGACCCAAGCAAGACUGCAAAUUUCCCCAUUUUUGACUUGAUCAAUAAUGAGAACAGACUGACGCGCUAUCAGACUGAAGAGGCCGUGCCCAAUCUGAAAAUCACACAGCAGCUCAUAGAAGAGAUCUACACUGGUCCUGAGCCAGCACCAAGACCAAGGCCGUGUCCACUGAAACCCAUGAAGUUGUUCCAGCCAGUUCAGUAUGGCACAAAGCCAGAAGGUCGUUUAACUGCUUUUACAAAUGCAGUCCAACGUCCUCCAACAAGCUCGCCCACUACCAGCACUUCUCCUUCAACUACCAGCCAGGUGGGCCAGACAAGGGGAAAGUCUCCUGUCACAACUGGAGCAGCCACAAACGUCUCACACGGUGGAGAUGUGAAGAUUGCCCAGCUGACCAACAUAGCAGGCACUCAGAACCGCAUCUCCCAGCCAGAGACCCCCGUCACUCUGCAAUUUCAGGGAAACAAGUUCACUCUGUCCCCCAGUCAGCUCCGCCAGCUCACAACCGGACAGCCUUUACAACUCCAAGGUGCACUCGGCAACAUCCUGCAGAUUGUGUCAGCUCCAGGGCAGCCGAUAAUCAGGCCACAAGGAUCCAUGGUGAUGCAAGCAAUGCCUCAAGCUGGUACUGCUUCAAAUGCCACAGUUCCAGCCAGCACACCUCAUCCAGGCCUGUCGACAUCUCAACAAGGCUCAAGUGUGACUGCAAAUGCUACAUCAGCCUCCAGCAAGGUGACGAAUGCUGCUCAUGGGGUUUCUCUGGAGCCCACAGAAGAGAAGUCUCGGCUGCUGAAGGAACGUUUAAGGAGCUUGUUUGAAGCCAAUGAGCGGCGCUGCAGUCGCAGAGUUUUAUAUGGAUCAGAUCUGGUUCAGGCCUGCACCCUCAUCUCUGAACCUGCUCACACUGCUCUAACUGCAGGAGGGUGGAGGUGGGUGGGCAGGGAGAGCUGUGUGAGGGCUCAGAGAACCUGUGUGGGUACCACCUCUGCCCUGCAGAGCGACCUGCUCUCUGUGGAGGAGCGCCUGGGGGCUUCAAGCAGUCUUAUCCAAAGACUUUCGUGUGUGGUUCCCCCAGCUGUUGCCUCACCUCCCCACCUGUAUGCAGCCAAUCCUUCAAUUCCUUUUAGGCUGGAGCAAAAGUCCAAUCGCCGUCAACUGCAGGAGUCCGCUGCUCCCUAUAGUGAAAGCAUCCACCGACUAGCAUCUAAACCUCUUAUCAGUUGUCCAGACUUGCAGUUGAUGCAGAUGGAUUCAGGUAAACUGGAAGCUCUUGCUAUUCUGCUGCAGAAGCUCAGGUCAGAGAGCCGCCGAGUGCUCAUCUUUACUCAGAUGUUGAAGAUGCUGGACAUCCUGGAGGCCUUUUUAGAUUACAGGCAGCUCACUUACGUUCGCAUCGAUGAAAGCCUCACUUUGGACGAAAGACAGGAAAACAUGAAGAAGUUUAACAGGAAAAGGCAGCUUUUCUGCAGCAUCCUGACCAACCGCUGCUGCACUGCAGUUGGGACCAUGGUUGAUGCAGACACUUUCAUUUUCUACGACACAGACCUCAAUCCGAGCAUGGAUGCUCUCACACAAGAGUGGUGUGACAAAAUAGGACGUUCUAAGGACAUACACAUAUACAGGUUGGAGAGUGGGAACUCCAUUGAAGAGAAACUGUUGAAGAACGGCACUAAGGAUCUUAUCAGGGAGGUGGCCGCUCAGGGUACUGACUACACAUUGGCUUUCCUGACACAACGGACAAUCCAGGAUCUGUUUGAAGUGGAGGCAGGUUCAGGAGUAAAGGUCCAGGAGUUUGUGGUUCUGCACCAGGAACCAUCAGCCUCUGAAGCCAUUUCUCCCAAAGUGGCAAGGCCCUACAUCCAGGCUCUGCAGAGCAUAAACCUGGAUGCCCCAGAAGAGAAGGAACAUCAGCAGGAGGGAGAGUCAGCAAACAAAGAGGCAGAGGAGUUGGAGCACCAACACAGAGAUGAUGCUGUCCAGAUAGAGGAGCUGAAUGCAGUCAUGGAACAGCUAACUCCCAUUGAAAGAUACGCCGUGCAUUAUCUGGAGUAUCUCCACAUCAGUGAUGAUGAAGUUGCACUUAAGAAGCAGCUGAAAUCUGCCAAAAGAGCCUGGGAGCUGCAGCAGCUUCAAAAGCUGACGGAGGAGAAGGAGGAGCAGAAGAUGACGGAGGGAGAAGAAGAUCUGUUCACUUACACCAGAGAGGAUGCGUACAACAUGGAGUAUGUGUUUGAGGCGGAGGAUGGUCAUACAGAAAUUAUGCCGCUUUGGACUCCACCCACACCACCACAGGAUGACAACGACAUUUACAUCGACUCAGUAAUGAUGCUGAUGUACGACACUACACCAAUGCCAGAGUCCAAGCUGCCUCCCAUCUAUAUCCGCAAGGAACACAAGCGGCUCAAGAUGGAUCCCUCUGCAGCUGCUAGAAAGAAAAAGAAGGGCCAUGGGGAAACGGUCAUCCCUCCACGCUCCCUUUUCGAAAAAGCCAGCAUGCUUAAGGUUCGCCGUGAGGUAAAGGACCAGAAAAAGAACUUCUCCCUCAAGCAGCAGGCGCCAUUCGCCAAGCCGCUGCCCUCGCUGGUUAAGCCUGCCAUGGAGGCCGGUCAGGACAACCCAGAGUGGCUCAUCAGUGAAGACUGGGCUCUCCUUCAGGCUGUCAAACAGCUGCUGGAAUUGCCGCUGAACCUGACUAUUGUGUCUCCUGCCCACACGCCUAAUUGGGAUCUGGUGAGCGACGUGGUGAACUCCUGCAGUCGCAUAUACCGCUCCCCUAAACAAUGUCGCAACCGCUAUGAGAAUGUGAUCAUCCCCAGAGAAGAGGGCAAGUUGGUGUAUGAGGCCAACCCCAAGAAGAAAACCAAGAGCAUUUAUAAGUCUAAGAACAGCCGGCCUCUGAGGACCUGUCAGAUCUACACUCAGGAUGACAACACCUCCCAAAUUCAACUCUACAACAGCCGCUUUGAACUCAUGAAAAUAAUCGCCAGCAAGAGGAGUCCACCAAUAAAACCACUGCUCGGAAUGAAUCCAUUUCAGAAGAAUCCCAAACAUGCAUCAGUCCUUGCAGAAAGUGGAAUUAGCUACGAUAAGCCUCUGCCUCCCAUUCAGGUGGCAUCUCAACGUGCUGAGAGGAUCGCAAAGGAGAAAAAGCUCCAGGCCCUUGCGGAGCAGCAGAAGGCUCAGCAGUUGGCCCAGCAGCAGGCUGGAGCUCCUCAGGCCGGGGCAGCACCGGGUCAGACGCAGGCUCCCGCUGCCGGCCAGGUCCCACAGGCUUCUGCAGUGACCGGAGCUGCUGCUGUGCCUAAUGCAGCAGUACUGGCGGGAGCAAUAAAAAAUGCUGCUGUUGGUUCAACCAUUCAGGCUGCGACUGUAGGAGGGAACGUGAUUGUGAACACAGUAGCUGGAGUUCCUCCAAGUCCCUUCCAGGCCAACAAACGUCUGGCAUCCUCAGUCAUACCCGGAACUCUGUCUCCUUCAGGCACGGCUGGAGCUCAGGUGGUUCACGCGCAGCAGAGGGUCACAGCUGCAGCUGCACCCACUGAAGUGGUCACCAUAGCUACAGGUCAGGGGGUUCGCGCAGUAACUCCAGUGACGGCCUCUGCAGUAGUUUCAACAUCUUUGAGUCCAGUCCAGUCACAGACCCGCCCACUGGUCCCGCAGGUCGCUUCAGCCACGGGAAUGCAGCUGUCACAGAAGACUCUGACUCCGGCCCAAAUCCAGCUAUUACGACAACAGCACGCGCAACAGCAGCAACAGCAGCAGCAGGCUACUUCACCUCAGCUUAAGGCUGUAGGGAAACCUCAGGAGUUGAUAAAAAUGCAGAAGCAGAAGCUGCAGCAGCAGCAGGUUGCUGCGGCGGUUGCAGCAGCCCAGGGCCAGCAGGGUGCAGGAACCCAGCAGGCCGCUCAGGUGCAGCCCGCUCAGGCGACUCAAGCUAGUCCUCAGCUGGCUGCUGUGACAGCUCCUCGCCCUGGAACCGUUUUGGCUGGACCCCCUGUCAACACACUGCAGGUGGCCAGACUGACUCGAGUGCCUACUCAGGGGCAGAUCCAGGCCCAGGCAGCACAAACUGCUCAGGUGACGCUCACAAAGCCCCCGGUGGUGUCUGUGCCCGCUGUGGUGUCCUCAGCUGGAGUCACCACUCUGCCAGUUACUGUUGCAGGCAUCAGUGUGGCCAUCGGUCAGCCCCAGAAACCAGGUGCUCCUGUGCUGACACAGUCCUUUCCCCAAAUGCAAGUCCAGCAGCUGAUUCAGAUGAAGAAACAGCAGCAGGCAGCCGCAGCAGCCCAGCAGAAAGCAGGGCAGCCGCAGCAAGGACAGACCACCGUACAGCAGAAGAUUGGCACCCAGCAGGUGACGGUGCAGGCAGCACAGCCAGCCCAGCAGCAGAAGGUGACCUACGCUGCCACCACCCAACUCCAACCAGGAAUCAAACCACAGUUCUUCACCUCCAUAACCCAGGCCCAAAAACCCACCGGAGCCCAGCAGAUCCAGGUGGCAAAGCUUCCACAAAUAGUGCAGCAGCAGCCAGCUGUGGCUAAUAUUCAGCAGAUUGUGUCUUCUCCCCAGCAGAUCCAGGCUCAGCCUCAGACUGUGACUCUGACCCAGGCGGCCACAUCGGCUCCUGCUCAGGUGCAGAUGAUUCCUGCAGGAACGGCCACAGCCCAGGUGGUCCAGCAGAAGAUCAUCCCGCAGCAGGUAGUCACGGCGGCUGCCUCCCCGCAGAUCCAGACGCCUCCUCCGCACAGCCCCGCUCAGCAGCCGGCCGCACCCUCUGCUGCCGAGUCCCCGGUACAGCAGCCCGCUCAGCCACAACAGUCCAAGAGUCAGGCUCGCCAAGGAGGCGUCCGGGCCAAAACCCCCGCCAAGCCCAGUGGUGGGAGCAGUUAGGACUCUGUCAUCCGUGCACCAGUUGUAUCACUGCAGUACAGACUCAAAGGAUAAGGCUGCUACAGGUCCCUCAAAUAAAGUGCAGAUCAUUUUGUAAUCUUAUCCUCACCUCAGUUUUGCACCACCACCCACUAACAUCACUCCAGUGCUGAGGGUCGAUCCAGACAUAAAACCUGAUCUGGGCUGAUCCUCCAGUCUUUCUGGUGGGUGUAGAUCUGUCACAGUUCUGUCCUCGGUUUGAUCUGAUUCUUUCAGUUUCACAACUUUAGUUAUUGCUCAGUGUCUCAGACAGCACAGUGCAAUGAGGACAUUACAUCACCUGUCCCCGAGGCUGAGCAUUAUGGGUCAUUCUGUGUGGGGGAAUGAGCUCGUCAUUAGAAUCCUUGUACUCAUAAAUAGUCCCUUUUGUGUCAUUAUCAUGUCGUGUCUAGAAAAACUGAAUGGAGAAUGCACGUCGUUUUGGUCUUUUUUGUCAGUAAAUACACUGUAAACAUGUACUUCAGUAUUUUCUUUUUGUUUGUUUUAUUUUUUUCUCAUAAAUUCUUUUUUUAUUGAUGUCAAAGGAAACCUUGUAAAUAGCAACAAAAACAUUUGUACUUGUAAAGUAGUCGUGUUUUCAUUGGAUUUUUCAGCCUAAUUGUAAUAAAGUGUUUUGUUUUUAUACACAAACUCAUCUUUUCCUUUGAUUAAAAUGUUGUAAGUACUUUU
This is a messenger RNA of Oryzias melastigma (Indian medaka), 10026 nucleotides long. It is a transcript of the gene ep400, whose product is annotated as E1A binding protein p400. The transcript has 53 exons. Bases 247 to 9318 code for a protein of 3023 amino acids. Gene Ontology annotation, molecular function: ATP-dependent chromatin remodeler activity; ATP binding. Lineage: Eukaryota; Metazoa; Chordata; Actinopteri; Beloniformes; Adrianichthyidae. The record is from RefSeq and is a predicted model, not a curated record.